Molecule: messenger RNA, 1050 nt
Organism: Sycon ciliatum
Lineage: Eukaryota; Metazoa; Porifera; Calcarea; Leucosolenida; Sycettidae
Exons: 2
Coding region: 1-1050 (349 amino acids)
Source: RefSeq, a predicted model, not a curated record
AUGUUAUGGAAGGGCAACUACUAUUUCGACACUGUCCUGCCAUUUGGCCUACGCUCCGCUCCCAGUCUGUUUAACUGCCUGGCUACCGCCCUAGAAUGGAUCCUCCGUAAUAACUACAGUAUCCCUGCACUGGAGCACUAUUUGGCUGACUUCGUAUCAGUGUCUCCAGCAGCCGAGUCUGUCACAUCCUCUGCGGCCGCGACCCACAAAGCCACUAUUCUGCAGGUCUUCGCAAAACUGGGUGUCCUAACAGCAGACGGCCCGGACAAAGUUGUUGGCCCCGCCACCUGCCUCACAGUGCUUGGCAUCGACAUUGAUUCAGCGGCAGGGGAGCUGCGGCUCCCAGACGAGAAGCUCCGUACAUUGCGGCAACUCCUAGCAGCCUGGGCCACCCGGCCAUCAGCGUCCAAACACGAACUCCAGUCCCUCGUUGGCCACCUGGCGUUCGCCGCCAAGGUCGUGCCAGCCGGUCUCACCAGCCCUGCCGCGGCCGUCCGCCUCACCAGUGAGGCUCUCGCCGACAUCAAAUGGUGGCAGGAGUUCCUCCCACUAUGGAACGGAAAGGCCCUCCUACGCGACCCCGUAUGGUCAAAGGCCCCGGACCUGGAAUUGUUCACCGACGCGUCUGGCAUUGGUUUCGGCGGCUUUUACCAGGGUCGUUGGUUCGCGGGCACAUGGUCAGCGGCGCAGCAGGCCCCACCGUACACGUCCAUAAUGUGGAGAGAGAUGUGGCCCAUCGCCAUUGCCUGCCAACUCUGGGGCCCCCACUGGGCACAGAAGAAGAUCCUCCUGCACUGCGAUAAUUCAGCAGUGUGCACUGCCUGGGAGUCCGGCACAUGCCGACACGCCGGGGUCAUGGCACUGAUACGCAGCACCAUGCAACUCACCGCUCGCCACAACUUCUGCCUGCUCGUCCGUCACAUCGCCGGCGUCGACAACAGCAUCGCAGACGCACUCUCCCGGGCCCAGUUCCAGCGCUUCCGCCGUCUGGUUCCCGACGCGGAGACUGCCCCAUCGUCACUCGCCAGUGCCCAAUCCGACAACAGAUAG